Molecule: messenger RNA, 574 nt
Organism: Rubroshorea leprosula
Lineage: Eukaryota; Viridiplantae; Streptophyta; Magnoliopsida; Malvales; Dipterocarpaceae
Source: the annotation of a GenBank genome assembly
AUCUUCUUCCUCUUUCUUUCUUUCUUCUUCUUUUUUCUCUCUCUCACUCUCUCUUUCUCUCUCUCUCUCUCUCUCUCUCUCUCUCUCUCUCUCUCUUUCCUCCAUCAUCCUCCUCCAAGAGAACCCAGGUUUGGGUUCUUUGGAUCUGGGUUCUGCAGUAGAACCCAAAUGCAAAACCCAAUCUGGGUUUUGCUGAAUGGCCAAGGUGGCGGAAAAGGAAGGGAAGGACCCACAGCUGCAACGACAAGAUCCAAAGCAACUUGCUGUUGGAGCGACAGUGGCUAUUGUUGAGGUAUUGUUCUGAAUAAUGAAGAUUGUUACUGCUGUUGCGAUUGCAUUGGUGGCUUCUAGAGUAAGACAAGCAAGAACUCGUCACUGUUGGGUGUCUUCAGAGUUAACGAAUUAAAUAACGGAGUUAACGGAUUAAGUAAUAGAGUGAGAAUGUGUAACGGAGGGUGAGGAAUUGUGAUGUGUGCCAAUCAUCGUCCUUUUGACCUAUCGCAAAACCUCUUGUAGAGAAUUCAUUGUUUGGCGUGUUAUCAUUGUUUCUGAAUAAUGAAAAGAGUUGCAAGAC